Striga hermonthica is the source of this 2079-nucleotide messenger RNA. The record is from the annotation of a GenBank genome assembly. Lineage: Eukaryota; Viridiplantae; Streptophyta; Magnoliopsida; Lamiales; Orobanchaceae.
AUGGGAAGUAGGAACCAAGAUGAGAUCGAAGGUCGACUAACAUCGUCUCCCCCGACUUUGGGCUCCAUGCAGAUUGCAAGCAGCAACGGUUUUGGCCACAACAUUGAGUUCAUGUCCCAGGCUUACAUAACUAACAACAAUUCAGAAAUCGAUAUCGAGGAAGAAGUCGUACCGAGAAUGAGGCAAGAUCGGACCCUCCCCAUUUUUCUCAAGUUUGCAGAUGUGGAGUUUAAGGUAAGAGCUCGUAACAAGUCGUCAGUAAACCCGGUUAAGGCUGUGGUGUCGAAAAUGGCCUCGCAGCUGAACAUGGAGCAAGAUGAUUACAAGCAAAUAUUGAAGGGUAUAACUGGAAGUAUCGGUCCAGGUGAGAUCCUAGCGCUCAUGGGGCCUUCAGGCAGUGGGAAAACCACUUUGCUCAAGAUUAUCGGAGGCCGGCUGCACGACAAUGUUAGAGGAACCGUUACCUACAAUGACGUGUCAUAUAGUCCUGCUCUGAAGAGAAGGAUUGGUUUCGUUACACAAGACGACGUCCUUUUUCCACAGCUAACCGUUGAGGAGACUCUAGUUUUUGCUGCUUUUCUGAGACUUCCGAGCCGAAUGAGCUACCGACAGAAGUACGAGCGAGUUGAGAUGAUUGUUAAGGAGCUCGGCCUCGAGAGAUGCCGGCACACGAGAGUAGGCGGUGGAUUCGUAAAAGGCAUAUCAGGAGGUGAAAGGAAAAGAACGAGCAUAGGACAUGAGAUUCUUGUUGAUCCUUCAUUACUUCUUCUUGAUGAACCAACUUCAGGUCUUGAUUCCACCUCAGCUAAUAGGCUAUUACAAAUACUUCAAGCUCUUGCACAGGCAGGAAGGACUAUUAUCACGACCAUACAUCAACCGUCGAGUCGGAUGUUCCACAUGUUCGACAAGGUCUUGUUAUUAGCUGAAGGUCAUCCGGUUUACUAUGGGAAAGCUAGAGACUCGAUGGACUACUUCUCGUGUUUGAGUUUCAAUCCCGAAAUAGCAAUGAACCCGGCUGAGUUCUUGCUAGAUUUGGCAACCGGACAGGUGAAAGACAUCAGUGUUCCGGAUCAACUCUUUACUUCUCAAGAUCAUCCCGCCGAGUUCGAAAAUGUUGUUAUACGAUAUCUACAACACAAGUACAAAGUGGAGCUGGAGCCGAAGGAGAAGGAGGAGAAUCACGGGACGACACAUAAGGUGGACGAGAGACUCCAGUUAGCCAUUCAAGUUAAGUUAGAUUGGAGCUUGUGUUGGUUCGAACAAUUUACAAUACUUUCGAAGCGGACGUUUAAAGAACGGUGGAGGGAUUACUUUGACCUUCUCCGUUUAAUCCAAUCGUUUGGCGUGGCUGUUCUCUUAGGCCUUCUCUGGUGGAAAUCAAACAUUAAAACCGAAGCCCAACUCAGAGAUCAGAUUGGGCUUUUGUUCUACACAUGUAUCUUCUGGACAUCGUCGUCUAUAUUUGGAGCAGUGUACGUGUUCCCGUUCGAGAAAAUGUAUUUGGUGAAAGAGAGAAAGGCGGAUAUGUACCGGUUGAGUGUGUACUACGUUAGCAGUACAUUAUGCGACAUGGUGGCUCACUUGUUGUACCCGACUUUCUUCAUGUGCAUUCUCUACUUCAUGGCGGGAUUCAAGAGAACGGUCGAGUGUUUCUUCUUCACCUUAGCCGCAAUACUCUUGAUAGCCGUGACUAGCCAGGGAGCAGGGGAACUGUUUGGAGCAGCAGUGAUGAGUGUGAAAAGGGCCGGCAUGAUCGCCUCCCUCAUACUGAUGUUAUUUCUUCUCACCGGUGGAUAUUAUGUUCAGCACAUUCCGAAAUUCAUGCAAUGGCUCAAGUACGUAUCGUUCAUGCACUACGGGUUCAGGCUGCUGGUGAAGGUGCAGUAUUCGGGGGAUCAGUUGUACGAGUGCGAAAGCAAAGGGGGCUGCCGGAGGCUACAGAGCUCGCCUUCUUUCGACACGGUGAAUCUUGACGGUGGAGUACUCAAAGAAGUUUGGGUUUUGUUGGCUAUGGCUAUUGGGUAUAGGCUGGCUGCAUACGUCUGUCUACGUAGAAAAAUUAGUAUCUACCGUCUUUAG